Durotheca rogersii is the source of this 2839-nucleotide messenger RNA. RefSeq lists its product as uncharacterized. Gene Ontology annotation, molecular function: protein kinase binding. Gene Ontology annotation, cellular component: cytoplasm. The transcript is spliced from 2 exons. Bases 163 to 2706 code for a protein of 847 amino acids. The record is from RefSeq and is a predicted model, not a curated record. NCBI's taxonomy places the organism in Eukaryota, Fungi, Ascomycota, Sordariomycetes, Xylariales, Xylariaceae.
ACAGCGCCGUUCGACCGGGAAGACCACGCGGAGAGAGCGAAACCGCCGGAGCGACGUUAGUCCUCGAGAAGAUCUUGGGUUGUCUUUGAGAAACCUAAGAACGAGUUGCACACCGAGCUUUUUCCCUGAUCGUCCUCCAUGUCUCCCCGACGAUAGAGCAAGAUGGAUUCAGAAGACGGGGAGCAGUAUAUCAAGCGCCUGGCCGUCUACGUGCGGACGCAUGAGAAAGCCUUAGCCAACGCCUUGCAGCUUCGACGGCAAAACGCCCCUCGCCAUGGUCCCAGCCAGAGCGUCUCCUCUAUCCAGGUGCCCAAGCCGGCGGCUUUGCCCGAACGUCCUUCGACCUCCGCUUCGGCAUCGAGCCCCCUCACGGCGGCGUUGUCCCUUAGUUCGUUGAACUUAACAUCUACUAAUAUCAAAUCGGCGAGGCUGAGUCUGACGCCGCACCAUCUGUUCUACUUGCUCUCUCGCUUCGAAGAUCUGGGUAUAAAUGUCGGGCCUAUGAAGGUGCGGUUGGAAAACCUACAUGAUACCUCGGCCGCAGCGAACUACGUGUCGUUUCUUAGCGCCUCGCAGCGUACUAAGAGUCGUGGGUCCGAUGUCGUGUCGAUACGGUCCGUGUCGAGUAUUCGAAGUGUGAUGACGGGGAUGUCGGCUUUGUGGAAUAGCAUCGGGAUAGGGUCAGGCAUAUCUGCUGCUCGGGUCGAGAGGCAAAAGGCGGCCCUGCAGGCCGACACCAAAUAUCUCUACUCCGCCUUCACCAAGAUACCUUCUCUCCAGCUCGCCCCGGACUGGCGAACGAAGCUGAUAAAAGGAUACGAGGAAUUUCCUUUCGACUCCGCCGUCCCCUUGUACGUCUUCAAGAACUUGCAGUCGCUAGAAGUAAACGGCCUCGAUUUCAGGCAGUUCUUUGGCUGGGACCGUGUGGCGGACCAGAUCCGAUCCCUCGUCGUUCGACGUGCCAGCAUCGAGGAUCCCGCCGAUAUACUCAUCGAUAUCGUACUGGACGACAUGGACAAGAGACGGCGCCGAUCCUCGAAGGCGCAGUCGUCCCCCGCUGGCGCACAUGCGCAUGCGUCCAACCCUAGACGAAGCCCCGCGCUAUCGUACUCGGAGUCCCAACACUCUGCUUUCGUACCGCCGACGCCAAGCCGUCGGUAUUCUGUAGCGGAUAUACAAGUCGCCGCCGAGUCAACUGAAAGCACAUCGGCCCACCACUCUCGACCUUCGGUUGCCAGGGUUGAAACUGACCAGCCGAGGUCCCCAGUCAAGUCUUCGCGGCCUAGAAGCCAUUCCCCCGACCGACCGGCCACUUCCCGCCACCCUACGACGAGUACGAGGGGCACGCAUAAAGUCAAGCGAUCCGGAUCCGGCAGUUCUCAAUCGAGUUUAUCCGACUCGUGGCAUAAUCCGAGAAGUAGCACCUCCAAUCUAUUAGCUAUGGGAAUCGUCCCAGCCUCCAAGUGGCGCUUCUUGAAGCAUCUCGGCUUGCCGGACAACUCCCUGACAGUGAUACCGUCGGCUAGUCUGGCCCCUCUGGCCGAGACCUUGGCCUCACUAGACCUCUCCUCAAACCUCUUCACUCAGAUCCCCGACAGCUUGGCGCUACUCACCGAGCUCCGCGCCCUGAACCUGUCGCAUUGCAUGAUCGAUUCCCUCCACUCCUUGCUUCGCAAUCCCCUUCCAGCCAUCACUGCCCUAAACCUUCGCGCCAACCGCCUCCAGUCCAUUGCUGGCAUCGAGAAACUCUAUCCUCUAGAGCGAUUAGACCUUAGAGACAAUCGUUUGACCGACCCGAUGGAGUUAGCUCGCCUGACAGGUAUCCCCGAGAUUCGCGAGGUUUACGUCGAGGGUAACCCUUUUGCGCGGACGCACCGAGACUAUCGGGUCACGAUUUUCAACCUCUUCCGCAGUACCCCCGGAUUCACAGAAGACAUAAUUAUAGAUGGUUCAGGCCCGUCCACUUCGGAGAAAAGGCAUCUGACAGACCGCGCCGCCAUCCCUGAUGCUGUCCCUGUAAUCAAGCCUCCUCCCUCCGAACUGCCUGCAGUAGAUGUGAGCAAGCCGGCCAUCGUCUACGACACACCGAAGACACCUGCCGUCUUGCGUAAGGAGCGGCCUGCUCGUCCAACUCCGAAAGCGGUCGCAAGCGAAAUUCACACUAGCUCUACACGACGGCGGCGUACCCCGAAGCGCAGGAUAGUCGAUCUGUCGACAGGCGACCAGGCUAGCGAGGCUUCACCGCCAGCGGGUAGUAUCGACGAUACCCCCCCGGCUGACAAGUCCGCGGUGGCUACCGAGCCGGAAGUUAACUAUCGCGUCUCCCAAGCGCCCGAGACCCAACCUCUGCCGGCUAGAGCGAUCUCAGAAACUAGAUCACCUGCCACGAUAGACCUAUCGGAAGUGCCCCGCAUUAAUACCGGCCCAAUUUUGAGGUCUCCAGUGUCGCUCCUGAGCCCGAGUUCGCCGGAUAUGUGGCCAGAAGCCCAAGACUGGAACCUCAGCGGCGAGAUCUAUCGGCAGAAGAUCGAAGCGAUUCGGGACAAGGUUGGCAACGGCUACCUCAGCGUCCUCAGCGAGGAGGGCUGGGAGGCAUCUCGGCCGUUUGUCACUGGCGACUUCAGUCCCCCUUCAGCCAUGCGACCUGGCCCCGCCGCCCGAACUGCCAGCGCGCAAGCGAUCCACAGCGGUGGCGCCAUGGGUUAACUAGGCAAUGCUAUCUGAGCAGGGCUCUCUCUCUCUUCUCCCCGCCUCAAGGGCGGUCCCCUUUUUUAUGGCUUUAUCCCAUUACCCCCAUUCGCAUUGUGCUUUCGAUAUACCAUUAACCCACCAUCGCAUU